UGUCUUCCAAGUUUAAAUAUUUACAAUGAGCCUGGAGCAGACAUUAAAAACCAGAUAUGAAGCACUUUUUUCUUUUUUUUUUCCCUCAAGAAUAAUCGAACAAGUCAAAACAGAUUGGAAAACAUAAAUUCACCGACUUCUGAACAACUGGUUUGAUGACUGUGGUCAACUUACGCGUCGGUUUAACGUCAUGGAGCUUCAAAUGCCGAUGACGUCACCGGUGCGACUAGAGUUCAAUGUUACAUUUGGUACCUUUAUAGGGGUGCAUUUCACCCCAGUUGGUCCUGAUGCAGUUCAAUCUUUAGUCGAGUUUGGUAUGUACCAUGGCCAUGCUUUCAUUGCUUCAAGGGAAACACCGUCUCAUAAACGGGUUCGUCAGCCUUACACUUCUGAUGAAGACUACGUCGGAGUACCAAUCAUCGUGACAUACGAUAACGGUCGCUUCGAGGUGGCAAUCCAAGGGGUGCCAGACUCUACCUAUGCCUACGACGCCCAAUCCCCACCUCAGCCCAGCUGGUUUAUUUGGUUUUUUAACUCUGAUGAGGCUGAAUUAAAUUUCACUGACCCAUCAUGUAUAAAUGAUUUCAAUCCUAAGUACACGAAAUACCUACGUAUUCAACCCUAAGUACACGAAAAAAGCCCAAAAUGAAGGGGAAAUUGUGCAAACUUUAGAGACCUGGGUGCGUUCGAUUAGCUUCCCUGGGUCGACCCCGAGGUGCUCACUCGGGUGAGCCCCCAACAAGAGCUAAUCGAACGAUAAAUUAACCCCACGUGGUGACGCCAGUGUGAGGCUGACCCGGUGGCUAAUUGUUUUUUUUUCCCAAACGACAUUGCAUUGAUUUGGUAAAAGAGCAGGCCAAUUUCAUUAUGAAGUAAUUUU
Messenger RNA from Asterias rubens (European starfish), 880 nucleotides. RefSeq lists its product as uncharacterized. The coding region runs from base 191 to 625 and encodes 144 amino acids. The record is from RefSeq and is a predicted model, not a curated record. The transcript is spliced from 3 exons. Lineage: Eukaryota; Metazoa; Echinodermata; Asteroidea; Forcipulatida; Asteriidae.